This is a messenger RNA of Mus pahari (shrew mouse), 2542 nucleotides long. RefSeq names its product relaxin family peptide receptor 2 (gene Rxfp2). The transcript has 18 exons. The record is from RefSeq and is a predicted model, not a curated record. Gene Ontology annotation, cellular component: membrane. Bases 197 to 2410 code for a protein of 737 amino acids. Gene Ontology annotation, biological process: G protein-coupled receptor signaling pathway. Gene Ontology annotation, molecular function: G protein-coupled receptor activity; protein binding. NCBI's taxonomy places the organism in Eukaryota, Metazoa, Chordata, Mammalia, Rodentia, Muridae.
CGGGCUCCCCAGUGACAAGCGUCGGUGUCCCUUCGUGCCAAGGAGGGAAUUUCAGCUGAGCAUGCUCAGACACAUGGGAGGCACCAGACUAUCAAAACUCCUUCUGAGAAGCGAGGACGCGUCUACGAUCUCAAUGCUGCAAAUCUACAGCUCUUUCCUCUGACACCGGACACCUCUCGAGCGCACACCGGCUGCGAUGUGGCUCCUACUUCAUGUCAUCCUUCUGACAGAGGUCAAAGAUUUUGCCCUGGCUGACAGCAGUAUGGUGGCUCCUCUGUGCCCCAAAGGGUAUUUUCCCUGUGGGAAUCUCACCAAAUGCUUGCCCCGAGCCUUUCACUGCGAUGGCGUGGAUGAUUGCGGGAAUGGUGCCGACGAGGACCACUGUGGUGACACUAGUGGAUGGACAACCAUAUUUGGCACAGUCCAUGGGAAUGUCAAUAAAGUGACAUUGACACAGGAGUGCUUUCUCAGCCAGUAUCCACAGCACUGUCACUGCAGAGAAAAUGAGCUGGAAUGCGUGAAGGCCGACUUAAAAACUGUGCCAAAGGUUUCCAGCAACAUAACAUUACUAUCUCUUAAGAAAAACAAAAUUCACAGUCUCCCAGUCAAGGUCUUCAGCAGAUACACAGAACUCAGAAAGAUAUACCUUCAGCACAACUGCAUCACACACAUCUCUAGGAGAGCAUUCCUUGGAUUACAUAAUCUACAAAUACUGUAUCUCAGCCAUAACUGCAUUACCUCUCUCAGGCCUGGGAUAUUCAAAGACUUGCAUCAGCUCGCUUGGCUAAUUUUAGAUGACAACCCGAUCACCAGAAUCUCACAGAAGUCCUUUACGGGAUUAAACUCCUUGUUUUUCUUGUCCAUGGUGCAUAACCGGCUCGAGGCCCUUCCUGAAAGGCUGUGUGCUCAGAUGCCUCAACUCAACUGGGUGGAUCUGGCAAACAAUGGAAUAAAGUACGUAACGAACUCCACCUUCCUAACGUGCGACUCACUCACGGUUCUGUUUCUGCCUAGAAAUCAAAUUGGUUUUGUUCCAGAGAAGACAUUUUCUUCAUUAAAAAAUUUAGGAGAACUGGACCUGUCUAGCAAUAUGAUAACAAAACUCCCAGUCCACCUUUUCAGCGACCUUCAUCUUCUCCAAAAGCUGAACCUGUCGUCCAACCCUCUUCUGUGUGUCCACAAGAACCAGUUUGGAAGUCUCAAACAACUUCAGUCUCUAGACCUGGAAAGGAUAGAGAUUCCAAACAUAAACACAGGAAUGUUCCAGCCCAUGAAGAACCUUUCUCACAUUUAUUUGAAAACCUUUCGAUACUGCUCCUAUGUCCCCCAUGUCCGAAUCUGUAUGCCGUUGACUGAUGGUAUUUCUUCGUCUGAGGACCUCUUGGCUAACAGUAUCCUCAGAGUGUCUGUCUGGGUUAUAGCUUUCAUUACCUGCGUUGGGAAUUUCCUUGUCAUAGCCGUGAGAUCUCUCAUUAAGGCUGAGAAUACGACUCAUGCUAUGUCCAUCAAAAUCCUCUGUUGUGCCGACUGCCUAAUGGGGGUGUACCUGUUCUCCGUGGGCAUCUUUGACAUCAAGUACCGAGGACAGUAUCAGAAGUAUGCGCUGCUGUGGAUGGAGAGUGUGCCCUGCCGUCUGCUGGGCUUCCUGGCCACACUGUCCACAGAGGUCUCGGUGCUGCUGCUGACAUUCCUGACCCUGGAGAAGUUCCUGGUCAUCGUAUUCCCUUUCAGCAACCUGCGCCUGGGCAAGCGCCAGACUGCCGUGGUCCUCGCCAGCAUCUGGGCGGCGGGAUUUCUCAUAGCGGCCGUUCCCUUCACUAGCGAGGAUUAUUUCGGCAACUUUUAUGGGAAAAAUGGAGUCUGCUUCCCACUUCAUUAUGACCAAGCAGAAGAUUUUGGAAGUAGAGGGUACUCCCUUGGGAUUUUUCUAGGUGUGAACUUGCUGGCUUUCCUCGCCAUCGUGAUUUCCUAUGUCACCAUGUUCUGCUCCAUUCAGAAAACAGCCCUUCAGACCGCAGAAGUGAGGAGCCACAUCCGGAAGGAGGUGGCUGUUGCAAACCGCUUCUUUUUUAUCGUGUUCUCUGACGCCAUCUGCUGGAUCCCUGUGUUUGUCGUUAAGAUCCUGUCUCUCCUUCAAGUGGAGAUACCAGGCACAAUCACUUCCUGGAUCGUGGUUUUUUUCCUUCCGGUGAACAGCGCCUUAAACCCCAUCCUCUACACUCUGACCACCUCCUUUUUUAAGGACAAGUUGAAACAGUUGCUGCACAAACACCGGAGGAAAUCCAUCUUCAAAGUUAAGAAGAAAAGUUUAUCCGCUUCCAUUGUGUGGACAGACGAGUCUUCACUUAAACUUGGAGUGUUGAACAAAAUAGCCCUUGGGGACAGUAUAAUGAAGCCGGUCUCCCCGUAGAGGUUUUGGAUUGCUGGACUUUGAGGGUACUACCUAAAACAGGGUACAAUCUGGGGAAGAUGGUAUCUGAGAAGGUUUCCAUCUUGGCCAGCAGCCACUCGCUCAGCACCAGGGACACAGUGGAAUGGCUGU